AUGCACAAAGCCAAAAUAUUUUGUUUCACUGUUUUUACUCUUGUUGUCUUUGCAUUUGUUUUUCAUGUUACUGCUAUGGGUCAUCAUCAUUGGAAAAAAGCAACUGCAAAGAAUACUACCGUAGAUGACCUUAAUGAGAUAACUAUUGGAUUGUUCACACGAUGUACGCCUUCGAAAACGUAUCAAACAGAAACAUGUGUUCCUAAUAAAUAUCCUAGAAAUAAUGACUGUUUUAUUUUGAAUGAAUGUCUACGAAGAACUGCAAAUGAAAGUUGUCCAUGUGAUUUUUUACCAUCGACAAAAGGUAUUGCAUCAUGUACAAUAAUAGCUUCGGUUUUUCUUGGUUUAUCCAUUAUUAUUCUAUUUAUUCAUUCGAUAAAUACAUCAGAAACGAAUUCACUUGGCUUAUUGCUUAGUUUCUUUCCAUUAAUUUUACUUUUAUUGGCAUUCAUAUUUAUACUUAUUGCAUUGAUUCUUGUCGGAAGUUAUUUAUCACGAGAUAUGAUGCAUGCUCUUCGAGAACAAAAUCUUUCUAACGAUUUAAGUUUACUUCGACAAACAGCUGCAGAUAGAUACACAAUACGAAUUGAUUGGUCAACUGGAUUGGAAAUAAUUGCCUUAGUUUUAACAUUCUUCUCAUUCAUUCUUUAUAAUGUCUUUGUUUUUAAAAUUGGUCGAUCACCAUAA
This is a messenger RNA of Rotaria sp. Silwood2, 687 nucleotides long. The record is from the annotation of a GenBank genome assembly. NCBI's taxonomy places the organism in Eukaryota, Metazoa, Rotifera, Eurotatoria, Philodinida, Philodinidae.